Molecule: messenger RNA, 1396 nt
Organism: Haliotis rubra (blacklip abalone)
Lineage: Eukaryota; Metazoa; Mollusca; Gastropoda; Lepetellida; Haliotidae
Exons: 5
Coding region: 95-772 (225 amino acids)
Source: RefSeq, a predicted model, not a curated record
CAACGGUUCUUCCAUAUCAGUGGGUGAAGAUGGGGUGUACCGUAAACAAUGUGGAAAUUCUGAAACGUUCUACUUCAGCACCACAAGGCCAGCCAUGGCCACAUUUUGUACUAUUCGAAAGUACGACUAUUUUGAUCCUUUUGAAAGCGAUGACCCGUAUGAUGCCUUAGUUGUAGUGCCCCCAGUAAGUCUCUACUCCGAGUUAACAACACAACAAGCCCGAGGUACCGUGUUGAUAUUGACAGAUCAAGAAAACAAUUAUGUCGACGUUCAACAAACCCAUGGCACUCUCUCGACAGUCUUAAGCCCUCCGGUCACAUGGAAGAAUGUGCCAGGUACAAGAUUCAAAGUGGGAACAUUGAGAGGUGGAGGAUCCACAACAACCAUCCGUUCUAAUUCUACCUUUGCCGUCCUUGGAUACGACCGCUAUUUUAUAUACAAUGGGGGAUACAGUUUUAGGACAUAUCCUGACACAGUGACCUCUGCACCAGAUGGAACUGGAAACACGUUGAAUACCAAAGUACCUUUCCAAGAGACCUAUACACGAGAUAGAAGCGGUAUCAAGUUAACUACGGUUGCUUCCUUCCAAGCUGGUAUUUCUAUCAACGCUACUACAUUGAGUCGUAGGCAUGUAGGAUUGUUAUCUUGGCUCUCCUGGUCGCCUUUAUGGCAUAUGUGUUCUACAUCCGCAGGACGAUGGUACCAGUUAAGAAGACAACAGAAUAAGCCGACCAUGCUCCCUCAACCCCAUGAACAUCUAUGCAGUGCCUGACACCGGAGUCGCCGGAUGGAGGUGCAGCAGGUGACACGUACACGGAGCUGAGAUUUAACUCCAACAUCGACGACAGUACUGCCACCUAUGUCAAUAUGCUAAAAACGUUACCACAAAUGCAAGCACGAGCCACCAGUGUUGACGACAGACUUUCUGAGUCAUUAUCGUUGUAAAUUGAAAAACAAUUGUUAAAACAUUUUAACUGAAAAUUCAUGUCAUAUAUAUUGAACUGUAGGUGUGUGUUAUCUGCGAUGUUCAACAAUAUUGAUAGUUUUGAGGAAAAAGCUCGCGCAGAGUCGGAUCACCUCCUGAUAAUUUGUGACGUAAUCGCUUCCGCUUCUAGCGACAGUAAUGAUACUGUGGUACACCGGUUCAAGUGCGUAUCUGGAGCAGAGGGAGAAGCAGAGAGAGAAGAGAGAGUUUUCAUACUUACCAGGUAAAUAACAUAAAGGAUGGUAUUCUGGAUGACUUUAGAGAUUUAUUUUAUAUUGAUAUAAACACUGCGAUUUCUAAACUUACUUCAAUAAUAUCAAAUUCACUUCACUCUAUCACCGGCAUUCCUUCCUUGUUUGAUCACGAUUGUAGAACUCAACUCCGAAAAAUACAGAUUUCCAAACCGUUUCA